Messenger RNA from Sarcophilus harrisii (Tasmanian devil), 3146 nucleotides. It is a transcript of the gene TMEM121B, whose product is annotated as transmembrane protein 121B. The transcript has a single exon. NCBI's taxonomy places the organism in Eukaryota, Metazoa, Chordata, Mammalia, Dasyuromorphia, Dasyuridae. The record is from RefSeq and is a predicted model, not a curated record. The coding region runs from base 206 to 1975 and encodes 589 amino acids.
CUCUCUCCCACUCUCUGGCUCAGCUUGCCAGUCCGGCAGCUCUACUUCGGAUCUCUUAACCACCUGGUCCAGUAACGAGACCUAGCAGCUGAGGAGGAGGAAGCGGAGAAGAUCGCCAAGGCUUCCCACGGCCGCCUCGCCGCCCCCAGGGGUUGGCGGGGAAGGAGCAGCUGGGAGCCCCCCAGAAGCACUUCUUCAGAAGACAAUGCACUCGGCGCUUCGCAACCACAGUCCAGUCUCCUCUUCCUCCGGCUCCUUUCCACCGCCCCCGGCCGCUUCCCAGCUGCAGCCGUUCUUUUUUCGGGGGGGUUCCUACCGCAGCUGCCGGAGGGGCUCUAAGGAUAGCAGCACCAGCACCAGCACCAGCCCCAGCAGGGGAGGAGGAAGGAGACGAGGCAGGGGAGGCGGAAGCUUCGGCGGCUCCCCCAGCAGCAGCACGGGAGUGGAGCGGGAAGACGAAGACGAAGAGAGCAUCAGUAUCAACAAACCCCUGGUGCCCGCCACAGCUUCUGCCCCCCUGCAGCCCCCUGCUCAAGGAGGCGCUCAACUGAUCGCUCACACCGCCUCUUUCUCCUGCUCUUCCUCCAAGUCCACAUCCACCUCCUCUUGUAGUAUGACCGCAGUGGAUUUUGCCGGCGGGGGUGGAGCGGGACCCAUUGGAGGGCCAGGGGGCCGUUCGUCCGGGGGCCCCGGUGGGCCCAGCGGCGGCAGCGGCUCCUUUUGCUGCGCCUGCUGCUGCUGUUGCUGCGGCCACUCAUCCAGGCCCCCGUCCAGGGGUCGGCGAGGCUGUUGUGCCCCUACUUCUGAGUGCAAGUGGGGUUACCAGGCGCUGUCCGUGGUGCUGUUGCUGGCUCAAGGCGGGUUGCUGGACUUGUACCUCAUCACUGUCACCGAUCUGUACUGGUGCUCCUGGAUCGCCACGGAUCUGGUGGUCGUGGUUGGCUGGGCCAUUUUUUUCGCUAAGAACAGCCGGGGCCGAAGAGGAGGAAGCGCGGCCAGCUUGCACAAUCAUUACCAGCACCACCACCACUCGGCACCCCCACCUCUCCACCUGCCCGCUCCAUCGGGCGCAGCCGUGGGAGCCGGGGCUGGAGGCAAAGUGAGGGGUCGCGGGGGUGGGGGCGGCCCGGGAGAUGGCUUGGACUCUGCCGGCUCGGGGGGAGAAUUCGCUUUUGCCUACUUGGCCUGGCUGAUCUACUCCAUCGCCUUCACGCCCAAGGUGAUUUUGAUACUUGGCACGUCCAUCCUGGACCUAAUCGAACUACGAGCGCCGUUUGGUACCACGGGCUUCCGUCUCACUAUGGCGCUCUCUGCGCCCCUGCUCUACGGUUUGGUACGGGCCAUCAGUGAGGCUGGCGCCCCCCUGGGAUCGGCAGGACCCCUGCUCCUACAGCCCCAGCAGCACCGCGCCGCUGGCUGCUUCCUGGGCACUUGCCUAGACUUACUGGACAGCUUCACCCUGGUGGAAUUGAUGUUAGAAGGCCGGGUACCUCUGCCUUCCCACCUGCGCUACCUGCUCAUCUCUGUCUACUUCCUGACCCUCACUUCUCCAGUACUCUGGCUGUAUGAACUCAACACCCCCCCACCCACGGGAGCCCCGUCCUGGGGACCCGGGGCCGGGGGCUGUAGCAGGCUCCUGAGAUUGCUGGCUGGCUGCUUGGUGGACGUGCCUUUGUUGGCCUUGCGCUGCCUUCUGGUGGUGAGCUACCAGCAGCCACUCUCAGUGUUCAUGCUCAAGAACCUCUUUUUCCUUGGUUGCCGGGGAUUGGAAGCCCUGGAAGGUUGUUGGGGCCAAGGGAGUCUGGGUUCCCCUAACAGAAUCCGAGGAGGCUACGGAGUCCCUCCUCCAGCUCCGCCCCCAUCGCCACCGCCGACCACCCCUCAGGGAGGUUCUCAGUUGGGUCACUGCAUCCCAGAGAAUGACACGGGACCUCAUGGCUACGUCAAUACCCUGGUUGUCUCCUCCCAGAAUUAAGGAAGAAGUCAUACUUAGACUUCUCAUACUUUCUACUUCCCACCCAUGUUCCCACUUGUUCUUUCUACUUUUUUCCUUCAUCUAGAUCUGGAUCAGGUUAUUGGAGGUUGAUCUUCCCACUACCUUGUUACUGUUUUCCUGUAAGAGAGCUACUUUCUGGGGUGAGGAGCAAUAGACAGUGAGGAAAGUGGGUCCUUUUAAUCUAUUGAAAAUUCAUCCUUUCCCCCUCCUUCCCAGACUCAAGCCUCUAAAAGAACAACUAAUAAGCUGAAGAGCUUUUUCCCACUCUUGCUCCUCAUCAUUUCCCAUAGAAAUCAUGUACAUAUACAGUCAUUAUAGGAGAAGGUGAGACAGAAGGGGAAACAAUAGGAGAGGAACCAGAGGUUUAGCUAACUCAGUCCCUGGUCUUGCUCUCAGUAAGAAACAGUUUUCCCUGUAUGAAGCUCUCCCAUGCUAGGGUCAGUAAUAACCUAUGCCCAACAAGUGGUAAUGGACCUAACCACUUUGUUCUCUUCUCUCUCCCUGAUGAACUUUUUGCAAGCAGAGAUGGAGGUAUGUGGUAGAAAGAACACUGACCUUGGAGUCAGAUAACAUGACUUUGAAUUCUGGCACUGCCAUUUACCAUGUGUAAUAGCUUAGCCAAACUACUUAACCUUUCAGGCCAGUUUUCUCACUUGUAAAAUGAAAGGUUGGGCUAGAUGAUCUCAAAAGUCCUUUCUAGCUCUUAAUUUUUAUAAGUGAUGGCCAUAGGAUGUGUUAGUGAGUGAAUGUGUGUAUGUGUAAUGUGUGUGUGCUAUUUGUCACUUACUAGGUGAUCCUUUCCAGUUGGUGAGAGACAAGAAGCAAUGAGCUUUGCUCACUUCCUUCCCCUCAACUUUCCACUCAUACUUGAACAUGACUGAACAGAAAACACUGGAUCUGGAGUCAGAUGAGCUGGGUUAAAAUCCUGGCUUUGCUAAUUACUUACUACCUUUGUGACUUUAGGCAAAUCACUUUGUGUCUCUGGGACUCAGUUUUCUGAUCUAUAUAUGAAGAGAUCAGUCAUGCAGUGGAAAGAAUGUUAGCUUUGGAGGCAAAGGACAGCUCCAGUACUUACUACCUGUGUGAUCUUGGGCAAGUCACUUAAACUUUCUAAGCCUCAGUUUCCUCAUCUGUAAAAUGAGGGAGUUGG